GGACACGCCCCUCACACCCUAACUGGUCCCGGGCCCUCCGGUAACAGCUUCCAGACUCCGCUUGGCGGGACAAGUGCCGCAGCCAUGGGCGAGGCUGCGGGAGGCGAUGAGGCCUAUUUCCGAAGAAGCAGUCUCUUCUGGUGCACGGUCAUCACCGUGUCCUUCGGCUACUACACGUGGGUCGUCCUCUGGCCGGAGAGCAUCCCUUAUGAGACCUUGGGACCCCUAGGCCGUUUCUCUCUGUAUUUGAUAGACAAUCAUCCCAAACUACUACAUGGUUGGUAUUGGCUUGCCUGGAUGAUUCACGUGGGAGAGUCCCUGUAUGCCUUGGUCUUGUGCAAGUCUAAAGGCAUCACCAGUGUCUGGGCUCAAUUCCUCUGGUUCCUCCAGACAUUCCUCUUUGGAUUUGCAUCUCUGUCUCUCUUGCUUGCUUACAAACCCAAACGCCAGAAGCGAACUUAAAGAAGAUAACUACAAGUUUUCUCUACACUUUUGACAUUCAGCCUCUCCUUUCGGAGAGACACCUUAUUGACUUGAUUUUUCUAGAAGUUGAGAUUUAAUUAUUCAUUAUUCUUUUAUAUGCUCUUGUUGAGCUUGAGUAACUAAUAGGGAACUAUGUUAGCUUCCCAGUUCUUUUUGUUUAUUAGUUUUGAUUUUUUGGGGUCACACCCGACAGCACUCAGGGGUUACUCCUGGCUCUGUGCUCAGAAAUCUCUCCUGGCAGGCUCUGUGGACCAUUUGGGUUGCCAGGAAUCGAAGCACAGUCCGUCCGGGGUCGGCCACAUGCAAGGCAAGAGCCCAUCUCUCCAGCUCUCUCUCCAGCCCAGCUUCCCAGUUCUUUAGACUAACCUAUUUGUCAGAGAGCUUCCAACCAUCUUGGUGCUUUCCCCACAUCUGGUUUAAACCACAUACUAGGAGCUGGAGUUGUAGGGCACGUACCUUGUAAGCAGCCACGCCGGCUCAAUCCCCAGCAUCCCAUAUGAUCCCCGCAGCACCACCCAGAGUAAUUUCUGAGUACAGAGCCCAGAGGAAGCACCAGGUGAGACUCAAAACAAAAUAAAGAAAUAAA
Messenger RNA from Suncus etruscus (white-toothed pygmy shrew), 1069 nucleotides. RefSeq names its product transmembrane protein 254 (gene TMEM254). NCBI's taxonomy places the organism in Eukaryota, Metazoa, Chordata, Mammalia, Eulipotyphla, Soricidae. The coding region runs from base 85 to 462 and encodes 125 amino acids. The transcript has 4 exons. The record is from RefSeq and is a predicted model, not a curated record.